Messenger RNA from Pseudomyrmex gracilis, 1071 nucleotides. RefSeq names its product basic helix-loop-helix transcription factor scleraxis-like. Bases 69 to 602 code for a protein of 177 amino acids. Gene Ontology annotation, biological process: regulation of transcription by RNA polymerase II; developmental process. The record is from RefSeq and is a predicted model, not a curated record. Gene Ontology annotation, molecular function: protein dimerization activity; DNA-binding transcription factor activity, RNA polymerase II-specific; RNA polymerase II transcription regulatory region sequence-specific DNA binding. Lineage: Eukaryota; Metazoa; Arthropoda; Insecta; Hymenoptera; Formicidae. The transcript is spliced from 2 exons.
AAGAAAAAAAGCUGAAGAAAAAUGGGAAAGGGAAAAGAUGUGAUUUUCGUUCGUUCUUGAUCCCUCACAUGUGCGGGUCACAUGUGUGUCAGACUUGGCCAAUGAAAAGAGGGAGAAGGGCGGUGAGCAAGCAAGGAAAGACGCGUGACAUCAGACCAGAGAUGAAGAAAUUUCAUAUUUCGAGGGAACGGGAAAAGACUGUUGCGAGUCAACUGCUCAUUGAUGAAGACGUCAUCGUUGUGAACGGCUGGCAAAGUGCCUAUUCCAAAGUUUAUAGGAUGGCAGCGCACGACAAGGAACAGCCGAUAAGACAGAGAUAUCAAGCAAAUGCUCGGGAAAGGGAUCGCACUCAUAGCGUGAAUACAGCUUUUAGCACACUGAGAACCCUUAUUCCAACCGAGCCGGCUAACCGGAAGCUGUCAAAAAUAGAGACCUUGAAGUUAGCCAGCAGUUACAUUAGUCAUUUGGAUGCUAUACUUAUCGCAGGUGUUGCGGAUCAACCUUGUUCGCGUCUUCUAGAGAACGGUAAUGUUUGUACAACAAGGCCACAAGUUUGCACUUUUUGUUUGGCUACGCACAAAAAAUAUGUAAGUUGUAGUUGAAACUAUAUAUACUCUCUCUCUUUCCCCGAUAUAUAUAUAUAUAUAUUACUGUGUAUAUUUCCUGAAACUUUCUUUUGCUAAAAAACAAUCCUGUAUUUUAAUAACAACAGGCAUAUAUACUCGUGUGUAUGCCCGUAUUUGUAAUUAUAACUGCGUAUAUAAAUGGCUUUAGCGUACAUUAAAAAAUAAAUAAUUGUACGUUUUUGUAUUUUUAAGGUGAUAUAUGCGUUAAAACUUCUGCGCACUUUUAUCAGUGUCAAAGUUAGUUAUACAUACCUUGUUUUAGUUAAUAAUAUCACAAUUUUGGAAUUUUAAUAAUUCUAAUUUUUUACAAGAAAUUCUGAAUUAUAAGUAAUAAAAUAACGUUUUUGUCCCAACAACUGCGACAUAAACAUUUGUUUGUAAAUAUUCUAAUAUAUUCUUAAUUUUUUAAAUUAGAAUUAGCAUGUAUAUAACAAAUAGUGUAUAU